Messenger RNA from Ambispora gerdemannii, 429 nucleotides. NCBI's taxonomy places the organism in Eukaryota, Fungi, Glomeromycota, Glomeromycetes, Archaeosporales, Ambisporaceae. The record is from the annotation of a GenBank genome assembly.
AUGUGCUCGAAUGGUAAUCCAAAUGCAAAAAUCUCGAAAAUUGUAGAUCAGAUAGCCUCCUUAACUUUACUCGAAACCGCAGAUCUGAUUCAACAAUUAAAGGCACGACUCAAUAUACAAGAUAUAGCCAUGCCUACGGUUAAUGUGGCUUCGGCCGUUGCUUCUCCUGCAGCAGCUACACCAAAAGUUGAGGAAGAAAAGCCAGCUGAAAAAACCGAAUUUAGGGUAAAGUUAGAGAAAUAUGAAGCAACAGCAAAAACUAAAAUCAUCCGUGAAAUAAAAAAUAUUAUCCAAGGAAUGAAUUUAGUAGAGGCCAAAAAAUUUGUAGAAGGAGUUCCCAAAGUAAUUAAAGAAAGCGCAACAAAAGAAGAAGCAGAGAAAAUUAAAAAAACAAUUGAAGACUUGGGUGGUUUUGUCGUGUUAGAGUAA